Elgaria multicarinata webbii is the source of this 8705-nucleotide messenger RNA. It is a transcript of the gene RAB43, whose product is annotated as RAB43, member RAS oncogene family. Lineage: Eukaryota; Metazoa; Chordata; Lepidosauria; Squamata; Anguidae. The transcript has 3 exons. Gene Ontology annotation, biological process: vesicle-mediated transport. The record is from RefSeq and is a predicted model, not a curated record. Bases 10 to 654 code for a protein of 214 amino acids. Gene Ontology annotation, molecular function: GTP binding; GTPase activity. Gene Ontology annotation, cellular component: Golgi apparatus.
UCCGCCGCCAUGCCCGGCCCCCCAGCAGCGCCCCCCGGGCCGGACCCGGAGGAGCGCUACGACUUCCUCUUCAAGCUGGUGCUGAUAGGCGACGCCAGCGUGGGCAAGACGUGCCUGGUGCAGCGUUUCAAGACCGGGGCCUUCGCCGAGCGCCAGGGCAACACCAUCGGCGUGGACUUCACCAUGAAGAGCCUGGAGAUCCAGGGCAAGCGGGUCAAGUUGCAGAUCUGGGAUACAGCUGGCCAGGAAAGAUUUCGAACCAUCACGCAGAGUUAUUACCGAAGCGCCAAUGGAGCUAUCCUAGCCUAUGACAUCAGCAAAAGGGGCUCUUUCCAGUCUAUUCCUCGCUGGAUUGAGGAUGUAAGGAAGUAUGCGGGCUCCAACAUAGUACAAUUGCUAAUUGGAAACAAGUCUGACCUAAGUGACCUUCGGGAGGUUCAGCUAGAGGAGGCUCAGAGUUUGGCUGAACACUAUGAUAUCAUCUGUGCCAUAGAGACUUCUGCGAAGGACUCCAGCAAUGUGGAGGAGGCUUUUGUAAAGGUGGCAACGGAGCUCAUGAUGAGGCAUGGAGGCCCCAUGUUCAGUGAGCAAAACACAGACAGCAUCAAACUUGACAGCAAGGAUGUAGUAGAAGGAUGGGGAUGUGGCUGCUGAUACAGCUUAUGAAAUAUCUCUAAUUGUUACUGGAAUUUAGAGGGUACUCUCCUUUUUUUCUCUCUUCCUCUCUCUCUCUCUCUCUCUCUGUGUGUGUGUACACACAUACACACACCAGUAUCCACUUCCUGCAAGCACAUUGUUUUCAUAGGUUAGCCAUUAACAUUUGCAGAAUGUUUUUAAGCGAAGGGACUUUGUUAUGUGGAUCUAAAAUGCACGGCAGUUAUUCUUUCCAACAGAUUCUGUUAAGAGGAACUAGGGUCACUUGAAAGUAAGUUGCACAGAGGGAAGCCACUGGGAUUUUCUCGUAUGAACUUGAACAAGCAAUUGCUGCAUUGCAACUCCCUCUACACGGGCUCUCGUCAACGAAGAUAACGCUUCUGCUUUUAGGUCAGCGAGUCAACACUGCCUCUUUAAACUUUCGACAUUCCACCAAGAAGCAGAAACCACAGAGGGUCUCUGCCCAUGCGUUUUGAAUGCUUUUUCAUAUAGGACAAAUCAGCUGACAUUUGUCUAAAAUGAGGAACCUCCAUAGAAUUUAGGUUUUCCUAGACGUUAAAAUGCUACAUAUGGGGAGGGAGGUUGCUUAAUACUGCUGGUGCAAGCCUAGCUGGAAAGAUGUUCUCCUCUCAUGUUUUCCAGACAAAUUGAGAAGCCAGCAUGAGCAGUACUGACACAUGGUUCAUGAAUUUAUUUCCUUGAUAUCCACCUCAGAAUACUUGAUCCUAAAUACAUUUCAUUGGAUGUUAGUCCCACUGAUUUCAAUGGAACAUUCUUGGAAGUAAAUGCCUUUGAAAAUUCAUCAGGCUUACUUCCAAGUAAACAGGCUUAAGAUUGUAUGGUUAAGAAAGGUUUGUUAAUCAUUUAUUUUGUACAUUUUUAAUAGUCUCCUCAAAGUUCGUAUUGUGGACUUUAGUCCUCUGCUUCAUUAUUUCAAAAUUCACAUUCAGCACCCUUGGAAAGAAGGAGGUCUUUUGAACAUCUCUUUCCCCCUUUUCCACCUGCUUCUCUAGUCACCAGUUUCACUGAAAGUUAGUUCCAGUUGAUCAUUAAUUUUGCUGUUGGAGUAUUUUAUUUUUAUUUUUUUGGCAUAGGAUGUUAUCCUAGCUAAAGCUUCUUCCUAUUUCACUUUUAGACUAGAAGGGGAAUUAUAAAUUGAAACCUGGAUCUGCAGGUACUUUAAGACAUCAUGAGAUUUCUCUAGGCCAGUAUUGUUAAGAAGCUCCUUGUGGAUAAGGUUGUCAAAGCUACAGUUGGGUGUAGGUGAUCAUUGCGACUUUUCCUGGAAUGACGUCUCAUGAUGACGUGGAGCCCCUAAUAAAUGAUGCAGCAGUUGCUUUCUUAUGUCAGAAAUUGGUUUAAGAGCUCUCAAUUUGGGGCACAUGUUCUGAUUUUGUAAGAUAAUCCUUUUAUAUAAUAGAUCAUGCUCCUCCUGCUUCUCCACCCCACCCCCCGAAGAAAUGCCAGUGUAGUGUAGUGGCUAAAGUGUUGGACUAGGAGUCAGGAGAUCCGGGUUCUAGUCGCCAUUUGGCCAUGGAAGCCCACUGGGUGACUUUGAGCCAGUCACAGACUCUCAGUCCAACCCACCUCACAGGGUUGUUGUUUUGAGGAUAAAAUGGAGAGGAGGAAGAUUAUGUAUGCCAACUUGGGUUCCUUGGAGGAAAAAAAGUCGGGAUAUAAACGCAAUAAUAAUUUUUAAAAAAAUAAAAAAAUUCUUUAAAUUGUAGUUCCUCCUUCUACAUGAAAAAUCUUUACUUUUGACAGGAAAUCAUGAAAUAUAUUAAUGAAAAACUGCUUGACAAUUUCUGCUCAAUAGAUUUAACUUAAAGAUCCUUGCUUAUACAUUUAUGUCAGCCCAAAUUCAUGCCUGUAGUUUAGACAUGCAGAUGUUAGCAACAGAUUCCUUUUUUCAGCACCUUAAAAUUGGGAUAUGAAUAGUGAAUAGAGUGUCUGUAAGUUCCUUAAGCCAACCUUUUUAAGUGCUUAACUUGUUAUCAUAAAAGGGCCCAAUUUCAGAGCAAAGGGCUAAAUCUCUUAGAAGCAGAUCCUUGCUCCUAAAAACAAGUCCUGAAACAGGUUAUGUUAGGGAAAUGCAGGUUAAAAGGGUAUAUAAUUCAGAGUGUUGUUAUUAGGAACAUCAAUUUAUGAUGAUCUCUGUUGACGUAAGAGAGGAUCAGGAUAAGUCUGAUGUCAGCAAUCCUUUUAAAAAUAUUAGUUUUAUUAAUAAGCAAAUCAUCUUUUUAUAGAAAAUAUGGAACAUUUUAAUCUGUUUUGAUUUUUGUAACUCAUCCUGUUCCCCCCCCCAAAAAAAAGAUGGACACCCACGGGGUCCUGCGUGUUGAGAUUUUGUUUGUAAUGUCACAAUAGUGGCUUUAAUCUCAAGCAUUUAUAGAUGUAAAAAGUAAAGGCGUCUCAAUUUCAGUGAGGGGUCAUUUUUCCACAAUUAUAUCUUAUGCAGAAAUAGUGUGAGGUGUGACAGAGAGGGUUUGCUCUUAAAUAGUGCUUUAUAUGAAGAUUCUUCAGAACUGCUGAUUCUAUAUUUUAAGAGCACUGAUUGCCCAGCCGUAACUAAUCACUGUAUUUAGAGCUAUAGGAAACUCCAGUGGUUAGCUUAAGUGAACAUGGGUAUUAAACAGAAAUGUUUUACACUGUGAGUGCAAUCGUCUAGGCACUGUUGUUGCAUAAUUUCCUUUUAUUUCUGCAGGGCCUUUCCCCAUUAAAAUGAAUGGAAGCUGCGUAGCAACUGUACUCGGUUGAUUUAACCCAUCAGCUCUAGACCAGGGCCUAAACUGACGUACCUGUGCAGGAGCUUUUACAUCGGAGCUAGGUUCCAUUCAAUUCAGUGGAACGGAGGGGUGUAAGGGUCUUUUCCAGCUAGCUAUUGGAGGACCCAAUGCCAUUACAUAUUUAGGAUCACUUUGAUCUGGCAUGAUGGGGCUCCCAUGAUCUUUUUCUAGAAAAUGCACCUCUGUGGAGAACUUAGAUUAUUGUUUUCUAUAUCACAUUUCCAGGUUUUAUAUGAGCAGGAUCCUUCUGGACUUUGCUCACGGGGUUGUAGUCACAAACUCAGUUCAAAAACCUGUGGUGGGCACAUCAAAUGUUGUUUCAGGAUUAACCUGUUGCCUCAGAUCUAUGCACAUUUUAUGACAGGUGUAUUGAUAAAGCACAAAUCUUACCAAUUAGCAGUCUUUAGCAUUUUAUAUUAGGAUGUAGCCUGGGAGUGAAUGAGCGGUAUACAGUGGAGCUUUAUCCAAAUUGUGGUUCCAUAUGAGCCCUAGAUGAAUAGCACUGUUUGCUACAAGUUUAAGACUUUCUCCAGGCCAUUCAAAUAGAUAAGAUUGUACUGUAGCCCAUCAAACAUUGUAAAGAGUAGCUUUUGUUACAAUCAUUACUUUUUAAACAUAGGUAGAUUUCAGCCUAGGCUUUAGAGAUGCAAAACUAUAUUGUUUUAUCCGCACUGAGCCUUUUGACAUCCUUUGGAAUGGUUGCCUUGUUAAAGAUAUGAGCUAUUAACAGAAUCGUGCAAGAAAAUGGCCGCUGCCAAAGCCACCAGUGGACCUGCCUGUGCUUGCAUGUAUUUUAGUGGGAAAGAGCAACAAUGAGGUUGCUAUUGAGGGUCUGUGGCAGAAGGUGUGCCUAAGCAGCCUCUCAAUGGAACAGCUGAGGCCUGGCUUGCAAGACUGCUAAGAUCUGGACUUAAACCUGAUGCCUUACCAGGUGAAGGUGGUGUUAGUGGCAAUGUGGCUGCUUGUCUUGUGGUUAGGUGGAAGAGAAGGGGUAUACAUCCAGUACGCAGAGAAAAAUAUGGCAUCAUGCCGUGCUCAUGUGGCAUGCAGUGCUUGUAGCCCUGGAGAUCUCAUCGAUGGAAGCAGGCUGCAGAAUUGAUUUGUGGGCUUGUAGCCCUAGGGGCUUGGUUUGACCACGAACUUUAAAAGGGAAACUUGGCAAGGAACUGUUUAGGGACCUCUUAUCACUGGAAAAAACUUAAGCACUUUGUUUUUCUUCCAUCUUUUUUAUUAGAACGGAUAGAUAUUUCCCACAAGUGUAUUAUGUAGAAAAUCUUUUACAGCACAUUCAUCUGUCAAAGGAAACUUCCCAGUAAAAUAUAGAAAUAGUCACUCAUCUUAAAGGCUAGGAAGCAUUAAUUUAUUUUCAGCAAAGAAAUCAUAUUUCUGACCACAAUUCCUUUUCUUUCCCUCAAGACUCAGGGCUGAUUCAUGCAACCUUUACAUGUUGGAGUAUUGUGGAUUAUUUGAUGACAAAAUGAUAGUAGAGUAGUCACCUGAUUGCUUUGCCACAGGGCCAUAUCAUUAGUCAAUCCAUGUGAGUUGGCCCUCAACUGUUAUGUAUGUCGAUGAGCUGUGGAGAUUGUCUACUUUAGCUAGAUAUUAUAAAGAUAUAUUGCAAAUUGCUUGACCUAAAUCUAGUUUUUCUUAAACCUUAUUGUAAGACUGAAUUUAAUUGAUUAAUAAAGUUGUCUUGAUUAACACCCCCAGAUCAAGAAACAACACAUUUGCAUGCCAAAGACACACAAAAUAUGAGGGGGACUGGUUUGCCCAACUCGAAUCUAGUACAAAAUUUAGUCCCAUGGGUAAAUUUCAGGUGCAUCAGUAGAAGCACAUACUGAAUUCUGAUGUUGAUACUAGUUAGAUGAGCACUUGUUCUGAAAACAGUUCUUAAUUAGACUUACGAGCAAUUCAGAUGUGCCACAUUUCUUACACAGAAAGCAAAUUAUGUGGCAUAUUUUCUACGUAGGAAAUAUUGUUUAUUUCAGGGAAACGUAGCUACUUAAGCACAAAAGUACCAUUCAUAAUUGAUGGCACCGCACAUGUAUUUUAUCAUUUAAAAUUGGGUACAUCUUGCAGCAGAGUUUUUAAAAAUAAAAUAUACAUUUGUCUGUAGGAUUGGGUUCUAUCUGUCCAAAAUAAUCUAGGAGUGUAAGUGUGCAGCGAGCACAUUAAAUGAGUGAUUUCAUAACAUGUGGCCAGAGAUGAUGGAAUAAAUGUUAGAAAACUUCCUGAGUAGUUGAAAACUACCUAAACUUUUUGAAGAAUUGCUCAGUUUUGAAAAGUUCUAUUUCUAGUGGGUAGGACUCAGCCUUAAAAUAAUGUUGUUGGUAGUAAUGGUUUGCAUUUGAACAUUUUCACUGUAUGCUAUAUAUUGUAGUAAAUGUAUAAUAUCCUUUUUCCUUAAUGGUUAUAGAAUGAAAUCUAGACUUUGCUAUACAGCAAGGAGAAUACAACUAAUAAGUACUGUUGAAUUCCUCAUCUUUAUGUGGAAAGUAAUUGUCCACAUGAAUAUUACUGUUCCAAAUUGCAGAGCUUGUGGAGGUUGGUUUUUUUUAGAUAGUUGCCUUAUUAACCUGUUGACAGAGUUCAUCUUAAUGCAUAAACUAUGCAAAGAUUUGUUAAUCUAAGAUGUGUAUUUAGUACAGUGCCUUUCCUUUGUUUUUUGUGAAACAUCUGAAAUUGGGUAAUGUAAGCAUGUAGACAUGUUUGUGACACUAGCACAAUAGUAGAUUGGAUGUACGUGGAAGCAAAAAUCAACUAUCACACACACACAGUUAUGCAAUCUAAGAAAGACUUUGUACAUUACAUAGAAGUGCAGAAAGACUUCAUGCUUCUCUCUUUGCACUUCCAGUGUAAUGUUGAGAGAGGAACUUGGAUAUUCCCCAUGGGAUGGGGAGAACUGGCCCUACCUCCUUUCUGGCCCACUCACACAUUAGAAAGUGUCAAGCCUUUUAAAAAUGUCUAAAUUAAUCUCAGCUUCACUACGGAUCAAUAUUGUGAAUAAUGCCAGAUCAGGCAUCAUUUCCUUUGAAUCCUCUUUCCUUCCUUUUAAAAACUGAUUAGUAAAGCAGCAGCAAGAGCAGAAGAAAAUAUCUGCUUCCUCGCUCACAUCUCUGUCUGCUUUCCUUUCCUUUCCUUCUCCCUGCUCCACCCAGGUUUCUUUGGCCCUGCUGUGGUGAUGCCGCUGGGCUGGGCUUUCUUUCGUAGCUUUCAAAAUAAGCUGGAAGGUGACACCAUCAGAAGGAUUUGGUAGCUGCAGGAUUUUUUAAUUGGUCAGAUGGGCAGAGCUGGAAAAUCUGGAACUUGAGGCAUGAAGUAAAGUAAGGAAAUUAUGCCAAAUAUGGGUGUGGUUUACUGGCUGAUCCAUUUUCCCUGAAUCCCAAACUUGUGCACCAGGAAGUAAUUUCCAUUGAAAUCAUGGGACUUCUUUUACAUAAAUCUCUUUCAAAUCAGGGUGUCACUCUCUGUCUCACUGUACUGCAGUCCUGAAUCCCUACUAAUUUGUAUAGCUGGGAAGGAAAUUUACAGGGUAUGGUAAAUACUGAGACAAUCUGGAUUGGUUUGAUAUUAUGGUUCCAUAAAAUGAACAUAUAGUUACAUCUUAGCUGCUUUGAUUGUAUUUUGAGAAAAUAAAUUGCAUGAGUGAUUCACAUGCAUGCUCUUAAUAUGAUUGGUAUUAGUCAAAGUCCUCUUACUGUGAUAAUAAUAAUUUUGUAACAUUCAGUUUUCAGUUAAUUGUAUUGUGGGAAGCAAACUGUAGGGAAGAUUCCUCCCCCCCCCAUCCCACCCUCCCCGACUUCCCACUCUCAGUUAUAAAGCUUGGGAGAAGCUUUUGAAGACUGCCUAUUUCUCUUUAAGUUCCCAAACUUUUCAAUUUCUUGCACUAAUGAGCAAUGUGCCCUCAUCUCAGGACAGCCCCCACCCCAAAUCCACAAGAUAGACCUGCAGGGAGGACCAGGUUUCCAUGCACAGAUUUUUUUAUUAUUAUUAUUGCUGAAUCAGGAGCCACAUAGGCAGAUGGGUUCUAAAUCUGCACUGCAGUGCAGGUGAGACAUGCACCUCCAUCUGCUGCCCUACGGCCUAGGCACAUACCACUAUCCAUAGAUCAGAAACGUCUAGCAUGGGCAUUUGUUUUUAAUGCAGUCAGAGUUAUGUGACUGAAAAAUAAACAAGAGCUUCCAUGGGCAUGCACAAUGGUUUAUUUAAACAUUUGGAGAAAUCUUAGAAGGCUUCACCUUAAAAGUAAGAGGACAGAAAUUUCCCACUGGAUGUCUUAAGCACAAAAAAGAUGUUUGUUUUGUUUUUUGCUUUUAGGAGAAAAGGCUGCCUCUUGAAACUGAAAGGCAGAAGUGAAACAGACACGGGCUUCCUGUUUAGUUUUUUGUGUGUCUUUGGCAUGGGGAAAAGAUACAGAUGCACAUUGAUGUUCGUUUGUCUCGUAAGUGCAGCUCUUCCCAUGACUCAAGUGUGCGUCUGUAUUAUCAUCCCAUUGCUUUUAGUUGACUGAGGUCGUAGCCUAACACUAGAAUCCGUAGAAAACUGGGAAAAGGCUAUAGAUUGGGGCAUUCGAGUGGUGUGUGUGUGUGGUAGAAUGCAUAUCUGUGAGUGCGGUAGUGUUGGCACAGGUUGGAUCUGAUAGAGGGGAAGUUAUUUUUAGGGCAAUCUUUAGUGGUAAAUGCCACUAAAGUCUUUGGAGGUUCCUCAUGUGUACUGUGUUGUCAGUGGCAUUUCCUGCUCUGUAAUAGUGCCUCGCUUGUUGGUAUCAGGUGGUUUUAAAAAAGAAAAAAAACUCUUGUCCCAGAGACAUGCAGCUUCCACUAGCCAUAAAGGAGGCCUGGCUCACAUACUUAGUGGGGAGAAAGCUCUGAUUCAUAUUGAAUUCACUCACUUCAUUCCAAAAGGACCUAAAGGCUUGAAGAACUCCGGUGUUACUGAAGUGUUCUGCAUUUUCUAGAACAGUUCUAUUGCUUGUAAUAAUCAAGGCUUCUGGGAACAGGCACAGAGCCCAUCUUUCUGAUCACCGGCAACUAUCUUGUUUUUCCUCGCAGUGUUUACCAGAUGAGGUGGAAUGCAAGAUAACAAGGGAACAUAGCUUGCAUACGAUAGUCAGUUUUGACAUUUUACUGUCACCUAUUUAUGAAUUUAUAAGAAAAAAAGUUUAUUUUUAAAAACUAUGAAACCUACUUUUUUUGUAAAUUUUAGCAAAGUCUGUAGCAAAUACGUUGUAUUGUGUGUAAUUAAAAUGAGCAUUUGGCUAUUAAA